UUUGCCAAAAAUACGAAAAAAAAAUCGAAACCUUUUCAAAAUGUGCGAAGAAACUUCGAUAUGCGAAUGUGAGCCGACCACAUUGAUGAUGCACUCGAACACUUAUCACAUCCACUUGCCUCUUUACAUCAUGGACAUGGUGCGCAUUUUCCAGGAUCAUCCCAAAUAUGUGAAUGGCAUCAAGGAGAAUCACAUUGUCGAUAUGUUGGCCAAGGAACCCUUUGCCUGUGGCGACUUGGAGGCUCAGGUGAAGACAGCCGUCAUGGACUUGUCGGCAAAGGGCUUCAUACGCUAUAUUAACAACGGAUAUCGCACAUUGGGGCCGAUCGCCAAGCUGGCCAAUGCACGGAACGUGCGUCACUUUUGCGCCACCUGGCAGCGCAUUGCCGAGCUACAGAAGGUCAACUCGGACAUCCUGGACGGCAGCUGCACCCUAAACAGCCAUCGCCACAAGUGCAACAGGCGUGGCACCAGUUGCUAGCUGGCUAAAAAGCCAAAGGCAGCCUAGCUGGCAAACGUUUUGAUUUUCAUAUUUAUAAUUUUUUUUUAAUUCGUUAAAAUAUUUUUGUUCCACGCAACGGCAUCCAAUGCAUCCAUUGUAUAAAUUCAAAUAGUUUUGUUUCACGUCCUCCUUCAUAUCCAAAUUAUUGUUCAA
Messenger RNA from Drosophila navojoa, 655 nucleotides. RefSeq lists its product as uncharacterized. The record is from RefSeq and is a predicted model, not a curated record. Lineage: Eukaryota; Metazoa; Arthropoda; Insecta; Diptera; Drosophilidae.